Messenger RNA from Penicillium brevicompactum, 591 nucleotides. RefSeq lists its product as uncharacterized. The coding region runs from base 1 to 591 and encodes 196 amino acids. The record is from RefSeq and is a predicted model, not a curated record. Lineage: Eukaryota; Fungi; Ascomycota; Eurotiomycetes; Eurotiales; Aspergillaceae. The transcript has a single exon.
AUGACGUUAAGCCAGUCCAGCAGUGUCACGCCUGCCCAACUUGACUCCGCUUGGCCCCCGGCCCACAUUUGGGAAACCAUGGGCGCGGCUGACCGUGCUAGUUGGCUGGGACAGAUAUCGAGAGACAGGGCCAGGCGCCUUGAAAUGGAUGUAGCGGAGACAGACCUUCGCCACAGAAGGCCUCGUGUGGACCUGCAAGGUGACGAGAAUCUUGAGGAAAACCGUGAGCCACCCCCUGAAGUCAAACCACUCAUCGACAUAUUUCCGGGUGUCUCCGCCGCCCUUCUUACUCGCGUCUUCGAGAGGAAGUCGAAAGCGGCUGAAGUCAUACGCUUCAAAGAGAAGUCAGUCACCGAGCAAAAAGAUCAGGAGGAUAGGGUCUUCAAAAUGACCGAGUCGGGAGGCACAGUAGGCUUCAGGAAGGCAGCGGCAACACUUAAGGACUGGGGCCCCAGCCUUCAAACAUGGACGAGCUGCUUUCUUACAUACGUAGCCGUCAUAGGAUAUCUCUUCGGCGAGAAACAUCCAAAAGCAGUUCCCAACCUACUUUUGUUCAUGAGGCAGAUACUCGACCUCGCUCAAACUUAUUAG